AUGACGAGCCUUGCUAUGGGCGAUACAACCCUCUGGGUGAGCGAGUCCCAGCAGGAGCUGACUGUGUGUAUAACGAACCAGUUGAAGAAGCUGCAGCAUGUGCGUCUCUGCAGAGAAAGCGCAGUGUUCUGGAUCAAUGGAGACACAAUUCUUUUGGAUAUUGUAAGAAGCUAUGUAACAUCUUGUCCUGAUGUAAGGGUCAAAGUACUUGUGCAUCCAGACACAUCCGAGCAGAGGGAGGAAAUCACAAAAAGCUUGCCGGGUGUCAACAUUUCUCUCGGGAGUUAUGCAGAAAACACGAAGAUUGAUAUCUUCUUGUUAUCGCUGGAUAUACUGACUUGUGAGCCUCCUGUAGAUCCCGGGCUGCUCAGUUCUUAUUUGGAAACAUUGCGAACUGCUCCAGAACGGAUCCUCACAGUAUUCUCUGGAGAGCGACACGAAAAACCCUGCUAUCAGGCAGUGCUAGCCAGGCAGGAAGACCAGUUCAAAAUGGAAAAAUAUCCAAAAGUAUUGUACUGUGAUAUCCACGCUUGUGGAGCCUUAAAGUAUCUCAUUUCUCAGCAUACCUUAACGCACCAGACUAUGGAUCAGGAUCCGUUGAGAGGUUAUACCUCAAAUCAGAAUAGCUACCACUAUAGAACGAUACUGACAGAUCCCAGGGCAAUGCACUGCAAGCUCGAGGUUCCUGAUGCCAUCAGAAAAGAGAUAUUCGCCCAGAUAGCUUCACAGGUAUACAGCGUUACAGACCCGUCGUUCUUUACUGGAUCGCGUGUUCUACUUUUCAGCCCUCAUCCAGACGACGACGUAAUCGCUGCCGGUCUGGGCCUCCAGCAUUUAAACACUCCAGAGAUAAUACUGCAUAUCGCAUACUGUGUAGCAGGGUACAACUCUGUUGGAGACAUGUAUCUUGAGCAUGUUCCUGAAGAUCCUCUCGAUCUUUGCAUAGAAAAGACAAGGGUGAGGGAGGCCGAAGCGAGAAGUGCGCUCGAACUACUGGGGGUGCCUACCAAUCAUAUCCAUUUCCUUAGAUUGCCAUUUUAUAAUAGAAAUUAUCGCUCCAAGCGAACCUAUGAUCAAUCGGAUAUACGAAUUGUCAUGGAUAUCAUAGCAGAGGUAAAGCCCAAUCACAUCUUCAUGGCCGGCGACCUCGCAGAUCCUCAUCAGACACACGAAGUGUGCUAUAACAUAAUUAAAGAGGCCAUAGAAGCAUUGAACCCAGGACUCUACCGGCAACUUCACAGUAACUCGAUUGCCCCGUUACUAGUGGAGCGUAUCCAAAACGAGGAAGUCCAUUCUAACUUGAGUGUAGAGGAUAUUCAAUCUGCUAUACAUGGGCCUGUGAAUUUCUUACGAUGCCGGGCCAUUCAACCAUAUAAUGUAGUAAAGACCGUCCGAGACACAAUCAGCGCAAUCACUCAAACGGACAUACCGAUUAUUUGGCUGUACAGAGGCUCGUGGAAUAGGUUCACCCUAGGAGAGGCUUCUCUAGUAAUCUGUGGCACUUACGACGAGGUCUACAAAAAAGGGUGUGCCAUACGGGCACAUGUUUCUCAGAUGGGGGAGGCUAUGUUUAUGGGCGGAGAUACCCGCAGCUUCGAUGUACGGGCGCAUGAGCUGUGCACCGAGGCUGCAGCACAGCUCUCCAAGUUUAUAUCCAGUGCAGCCCAUGGAGCCGAGUACUAUGCAUGUAGUCUAGUUUUGCUAUAG
This is a messenger RNA of Giardia duodenalis, 1707 nucleotides long. RefSeq names its product putative Glucosamine-6-phosphate deaminase. Gene Ontology annotation, cellular component: cytoplasm. Gene Ontology annotation, molecular function: glucosamine-6-phosphate deaminase activity; identical protein binding. Bases 1 to 1707 code for a protein of 568 amino acids. The transcript has a single exon. Gene Ontology annotation, biological process: D-glucosamine catabolic process; N-acetylneuraminate catabolic process; N-acetylglucosamine catabolic process. The record is from RefSeq and is a predicted model, not a curated record. NCBI's taxonomy places the organism in Eukaryota, Fornicata, Diplomonadida, Hexamitidae.